AUGGCGCUAGAUCUUGACGCAGGGUAUGUGGCUCCUGGCCUGGGGUCAGGCAAUGGAGUCGAGACGACGCUGCCCAUCUUCAACGUUGAACGAGUGCAGCUGCAGUUCAACAUCGCUUCCGACUUUGUCGCCGGUCAGGUUGCCAACAAUGUCCUGAUCCUUGCCCUCGCUACAGGGCGCAUUCUUCGCAUAGAUCUAGAGAGCCCCUCGGACAUUGAUGACGUUGACCUCCCCAAGAAGACGAGCGAGGUCGGCCUCAUCCGCCGUCUGUUCCUCGACCCUUCGGCAUUUCAUCUGAUCAUUUCUACCACCCUGGGCGAGAACUUCUACCUCCAUAGCCAGUCGAAGCAGCCCAAGGCCUUGUCCAGAUUAAAGGGUGUGUCCAUUGAGUCAAUCGCCUGGAAUCCCUCACAACCAACCGCGUCUACCCGAGAGAUCUUGGUAGGGGGCACAGACGGCAAUGUCUACGAGAUAUAUAUUGAGCCGGCAUCAGAAUUCUACAGGCGGGAGGAACGGUACUGCACACAGGUGUGGAAGAUCCCAGACGGCGCCGUGACGGGCCUCUGGGCAGAGACAAUUGAUGGCAAGGCCGAAGUGCGGAGGGUCAUGGUGGCAUCGCAUACACGGCUAUGUCACUGGAUAGGAAAGACGAGCGGCCGGGGAAAAGAAGGCUCAGCGUCGAUUUAUGCGGACCUCUUCUCGAAAGAAGCACCUACCGUUCAUGACACUACCGGCGCCACGGCAAAUGCGCCCUCGUCCUUCUCCGUGUCGCCUGAGUCGCAGGACGCUGGGGGCGAGUCGUCCCGCGGCUUUGCGUGGCUGUACUCUCAGGGCGUGCUCACCGGCAAGCUGUCCACCUCGCCUGCGUCAUCCGCUCUAGGCAACAAGAUUUUCGGCGAGUCCAAGCUACAUCCCCGCUCCGUGUUUCCAGAGACGAUAUCUGCACGUGGAGGACGGAAACUGAUCCAAGACCCCAUCGUCUCGGCCGUCUUGUCACAAUGGCACGUUCUGGCACUUGCGGAAGGUCGCAUCGUUGCCGUCAACCGUCUUGACGGUAGCGUCGUCUACGACCAGACGGUCCUGGAGCCCGGCCAGACUGCACUAGGGUUGGUGGCAGACCAGAAGAAGAACACCUACUGGCUGUUCACGAACCAGGAAAUAUUCGAGGUGGUUGCCAACGAGGAGGAGCGGGACAUUUGGAAGAUCAUGUUGAAACAACAAGACUACGACGCGGCGCUCCGCUAUGCCAAAGGAGCGGCACAGAAAGAUUCGGUUGCGACCGCUUCAGGCGAUUUCUUGUCGAGCAAGGGCCAAUAUCUCGAGGCAGCAGGUGUAUGGGGCAAGAGCAGCAAGGCAUUUGAAGAGGUCUGCCUGUCAUUGAUCGACAACGGGCAAGAAGAUGCCCUGCGAAAGUACUUGACGGCUAAACUGGGCUCGUACAAGAAGUCCUCGAUCAUGCAACGGGUGAUGAUAGCGACGUGGCUCGUCCAGAUAUUCAUGGCCAAGCUGAAUUCCUUGGACGAUAUGGUGGCGACCAAGGCGGAGCUGCUCGAGGAUACCGAUGCUGGUGGAGCGAAGCGAGACCUUGAGAAGACCAGAGGCGAGUUCCAGGACUUUGUGGCCCGGCACAAGUCAGAUCUCGAUGCACAGACGGUGUAUGAAGUCAUUUCCAGCCACGACCGGGAGGACGAGUUGCUCUUCUUUGCCAACACCAUCACCGACUACGACUACGUCCUGUCGUACUGGGUACAACGAGAAAAGUGGAACGAAGCACUCUCGGUGCUCAACAAGCAGAGCAACCCGGAAACAUUCUACCGGUAUAGUAAUGUGCUCAUGGCGCACGUUGCAACAGGCCUGGUGGAAAUCCUCAUGCGGAGGAGCAACAUCGAUCCGCAGAAGCUGAUCCCAGCACUCCUCAGCUACAACGAAAAUGCUGACGUGCCGUUGACCCAGAACCAAGCGGUGCGAUACUUGAAUUUUGUUGUGACAAACAACUUCGAGGUCCCGGCGUCGGUGCACAAUGCCCUUAUUUCGAUCAUGGCGUCGCAUCCGUCGGCGUCGGAAAACAUGCUCCUGGGUUAUCUCGAGAGCCAGCCGUCUCCACCUUUCUACGAUGCUGAUUUUGCUCUACGGCUGUGCAUUCAGCAUAAUCGGGUCCAGUCAUGCGUACACAUAUACAGCGCCAUGGGACAGUAUCAGCAAGCCGUUGAACUCGCUCUGCAACACGACGAUAUUGACCUGGCUGCAAUCGUCGCGGACCGACUUGAAGACAAUGACAAAUUGCGCAAGAGACUAUGGCUGCUCAUAGCGGAGAAGAAGAUCAAGGAGGCGUCGUCUAUCAAGGAGGCAAUCAGCUUCCUGAAGCGAUGCGAGCUGCUCAAGAUUGAAGACCUGAUUCCCUUCUUCCCGGACUUUGUGGUCAUCGACGACUUCAGGGAAGAGAUCUGUGAGGCAUUGGAGGAGUACUCCCGACAUAUCGACAACCUGAAGCAGGAGAUGGACAUAUCACAGCACACAGCGGAGCAAAUCAAAGCAGAGAUCGCGGCCCUGGAUCGUCGCUAUGCCAUUGUCGAAGCCGGAGAACGGUGCUGGAUCUGUACACUGCCCGUGCUGAGCCGGCAGUUCUUUGUGUUUCCGUGUCAGCACGCAUUUCACAGCGACUGUCUUGGCAAGCGAGUGCUGGAGAGCUCGGGAAGCAGCAAGAGGAAGCACAUAAAGGAUUUGCAGACCGAAGUCAACCAGGGCUUGAGUAUGGGAGUGCAGCGGCAGAAACUGGUGGCCGAGCUGGACGGAUUAGUCGCUGAGCAAUGCGUGCUCUGUGGGGACUUGGGCAUCAAACAGAUUGAUGAACCGUUCAUCCACGAGGGGGACGAUGUUGAUGCAUGGGCUAUCUGA
Messenger RNA from Cladophialophora yegresii CBS 114405, 2895 nucleotides. RefSeq lists its product as uncharacterized. The record is from RefSeq and is a predicted model, not a curated record. Gene Ontology annotation, molecular function: protein-macromolecule adaptor activity. NCBI's taxonomy places the organism in Eukaryota, Fungi, Ascomycota, Eurotiomycetes, Chaetothyriales, Herpotrichiellaceae. Bases 1 to 2895 code for a protein of 964 amino acids. Gene Ontology annotation, biological process: vesicle-mediated transport; intracellular protein transport; vacuole organization. The transcript has 2 exons. Gene Ontology annotation, cellular component: HOPS complex; endosome.